Molecule: messenger RNA, 2025 nt
Organism: Aureococcus anophagefferens
Lineage: Eukaryota; Pelagophyceae; Pelagomonadales; Pelagomonadaceae
Exons: 2
Coding region: 1-2025 (674 amino acids)
Molecular function (GO): protein binding
Source: RefSeq, a predicted model, not a curated record
AUGCCGCCCGCGGCGACGAGCAGCAAGGUGGCGGUCGGCGGCGGCCACAAGGUCACGACCGUGGCCGACGGCGCUCUGGCGUCGGCGGCGCCCCCCGCGGAGCCCGACGGCGCCGCGUGCGUCCUGCCCCACAGGAUCCCCGUGGACCGCCUCUGCGUGUCCCGGCGGUCGCCGCCCGUGGCCUACUCGACGGGCGCCGACGGCCGCGUCUGCUGCAGCGGCCUGGGCGGCAACGCGCGGGCGAGCUUCGGGGAGCGCGGCGUCGUCGCCGUCGAGAGCUGGCAGUUCGACCUCGCGCUGCUGGAACCGCCGGGGACCAGCCGGGGCUGGCUCUGCGGCGGCGGCGCGCUCGCGGGCACGGCCGUGGGCUGCGUCAAGGUCUGGGACGCCGGCGACGGGCGCCUCGAGCGGUCCAUGACGGGCCACGCGGGCCCCGUGCGGUCCCUCGCCGUCGCGGACCCGUCGGGCGUUUUAGCGAGCGGCGGCGACGACGGCACGUGCCGCAUCUGGGACCUCGCGCGCGAGGGCGCGUGCGUCGCGUGCUCGCCGGCGGCGCCCGACGGCCUGCGGGUCGCGCGCCGCGCCGCGCGGGACGUCUUCGUCGUCGGCGACGCCGCGGGCGCCGCGCGGGCCUGGGACGCGCGAAAGCCCGGCGCGUUCGCCUCCGAGACGGGCGCCGCCGUGCCCGGCGGCGUCGUCGGCCUCGCCGCCGACGGCGACCACUGGUACACGCUCGGCCGGUGCUUCCAGGACUGGGGCGACCCCGCGCGCGCGCGCGGCCUCCCGAAGGCGAGCGAGGUCGCCAAGUGGGACCCGCGAAAGCUCGCCGCGCCGUCGGAGACCGUCGGCUUCCACCAGGACGUCGGCGUCACGCUCGAGCUCUGCGACGCGGGGCUGCUCUCCGCGUCGCGCGACGGCGGCGUCGCGCUCUGGGGCACCGGCGGCGGCCUCGCGGGCGAGCUCCGGUGCGCGCCGGGCCGGUGGACGACGGCCGUGAGCGUCCCCGGGGGCGACCAGGCCUACUGCGUCGGCAGCGACCGCGUGCUGCGGGUCUGGGACUUGGCCGCGGGCGCGACGUCGACCCGCCCCUGCUGCGAGUGCGGCGGCGCGGGCCGCCAGGACCUGCCGUCCGGGAGUUCGUGCGUCUGCGUCGCCUGCCGCGGCACGGGCCGGUCGCCCGUCGACGCCGGCUUCGCGCCGGACGACGACGAGAACGGCGACAACGACGCCGAAACCGAGCGGCCCCGGGGCGACGGCGGCGCCGCGGCCGCGGCGCCGCCGAAGCCGCGGCCGUCGAUCACGCGCGCGCCGUCCUGGCUCGCGAAGCACGCGAAGCAACCGGACGACAAAACCCUGCCGGCGACGCUGCCGACCGUCGCGCGCGUCCGCGCGUCGCGGCCCUUCGCGGCGAACUUCAGCGACCGGCGCUUCGAGCCCGGCGACCUCGUCGUGCUGAGGAACUCGCUCCCGGAGUACAAGGACGCCGCGCCGGCGCUCGUCAAGCGCCAGGGCGCCAACGAGCCGGCGAUCCGCGGCAACGAGGUCGGCGAGAUCCUCAACGACGACCUGAGCAGGGUGCCCUACGAGGUCCGCGGGCCCCGCGGCGGCGCGCCGUCGUGGUUCGAGGCCGUCCAGCUCGCCGUGUGCCCGCCGGAGCGCGCGCCCGCGGGCAAGGUCGCGCUGGCCAAGGCCCGGGGCGCCGCGAAGACGCCCGUGCCGCCGACGCCCCCGGCGAAGAAGGCGCCGUCGCCGACGCCCGCGGACGACGACGACGCGGACGCCUUCGGCGCCAUGUUCGACUUCCGCGCCGCGCCGGCCGCGGAGCCCGCGCAGCCCCCCGCGAAGCCCGCGGUUACGGACGCGGAGCGGCGGGCCCAGCGCGACGCGCAGCGCGCGGCGGACCGCAACGUCGACGACUCCAUGGCCCAGUACAUGGCCCAGAAGGCCGCGCACGCGUCCGCGGCCGGCGGCGGGUCGCGGCGGCCCGCGUCCGACCGCCUCCGCAAGCUCCGCGGCGAGGCCUAA